Molecule: messenger RNA, 1621 nt
Organism: Micropterus salmoides (largemouth bass)
Lineage: Eukaryota; Metazoa; Chordata; Actinopteri; Centrarchiformes; Centrarchidae
Gene: nuf2
Product: UF2 component of NDC80 kinetochore complex
Exons: 13
Coding region: 76-1440 (454 amino acids)
Biological process (GO): attachment of mitotic spindle microtubules to kinetochore; meiotic chromosome segregation; mitotic spindle organization
Cellular component (GO): Ndc80 complex; kinetochore
Molecular function (GO): protein-containing complex binding
Source: RefSeq, a predicted model, not a curated record
UUAAGGCGCCAAUUUUGAGUCGCCAUUGACGUUGAAAUCGUUUUUCUGUGAUUAGUCUGUACAAAAACUGCGACAAUGACUGAAAACACAUUCCCUGUUUAUACUGCGGAUGCGAUAGUAAACUUUUACCGAACAGAAGUUCUCACCGGUCAAGAGGCGAAACACUUAACCAGGAGCGACCUGGCUCCUGCUCCCAAGCCAGAGACCGUUCAAACGCUGUACAUGAGGGUGUUGCAUCUCCUGUAUCGCUUCAGACCAGAGUGUCACUCCAUGGUUCCACUUUUGGAGAACAUUCAGUAUCCGGUAAAUCACGAGGGGGCUACUGCUAUCAUGAGCGUCUACAUGCGCAUGAGGCAGUUUCUGCCUAUGUGCUUUGUGUACGAUUUUUCACUGAACGACCUUCUAGCUCCAAAAAAACAGAGGACUCUGAGUGUUCUGAGUGCCAUCAUGAACUUUCUUUACUUCAGGAAGCAGCGGAUGGAGAUGGUGUUGGAGAAGCAGGCCAAAUUUAGGGCAGACAUGGACAGGCUGCAGGCGUACUCCAAAGGCAUUUUAGAAGCAGAGAAGAAGAUUGAGAUGCUGACGACCAUCCCACCAGAGCAGCAGGCUGAGGCCGACGAGCUGGCGGCCGCUCUCUCUGAACUACAGGCCACCACUGUGCACGAAUACCAGGAAGUGAAUGCUAUAAACGAAACCAUCGCAGAGUGGAAAGCCAAAAUUGCAGAGAAGACCCAGAAACUGGCCCAGGUGAAGGUGGACGUCAGCAACCUGAAGGAAGAUGUCGGCAAACUCAAGUCUCAGAUUGUGGAGUCUCCAGAGGAGCUGAAGACUCAGAUGGAGAGGAUGAGGGAGAACGUCAAGAACAUCAAGCACUCUAUCGAAGAAACAGAUGAGCGUGUGGUGGAGCUGCAGAACAUGGUGCAGAGUGUGACUCAAACUGAGGCUGAGAUCCAGCAGAUGUACCACCUGCUGCAGGACCUGGAGAGCAGCAUGAAUAACACCAAGCAGCGACAGGAGGAGCACCAUGAGCUGAUGGUUCAGUAUGAGAAGAAGCACAAAGAACUGAAGAACCUGUGCAGUGAGGAAGGCCAGCUGAAGCGAACUCUGGGCAUGAAGCUGGACAAAGUGUCCAAACAGAACAUCCGCAGGCAGAAGAAGAAGGAGAUGAAGGAGCAGCAUGUUCAAGAAGUGUUGGGGCAGUGUAACCAAAUCUAUCAGAAGCGCGAGGACAUGGCUGACAAAAUCCAAGAGAUCUCCAGAGAGACGCAGCAGCUGAAGGCCAAGAUCCAGAGCCUGAGGGACGUCUGCAGCAAAGAGACGGAGAAGGCUCAGGCCCUGUAUGACACCCUGUCCAUGUCGAUUGAUGAGCUGCACAAGAGGGUCGACGCACACGUUGAGGACAUGAAACAUGACGUCGCCAAGAUGUCAGCAGUCUUUUAAAUACAUUUGGUGUCUUUUAUCAUUUUACUCCAUGGUAUUUCUUCUGUUCUGUGUUUUUUACUCUUCUAACUUUCUGUUCUCUUUUUUUUUUGACCCACUACUAUUUAAAUGUUUAAAACAGAGUUGUAUAUUAAUGACCGUGCUGCCGUCUUGGAUAAUAAAUCUGAUCAGUCCAGACUGU